AUGGGUGUUCCCGGACUUUGGAACUUAUUAGAGCCAGCUCGUCGACCGCUCGACCUCGAACAGUUAUCCGGCAAGAUAGUUGCUAUCGACAUGAAUAUUUGGUUGCAUCAGGCUGUGAAGUCCCGCGCAUCCACCGGUGGACCUUCAAGAUAUUUGUCAGUUUUAUUUCGUCGUUUGUGCAAACUCAUUUACUUUGGCAUCCGGCCAGUGUUCGUGUUCGACGGCGAAGUUCCUACUUUGAAAAAGUCCACUAUAGCCGCCCGACGCCAACUUCGCACGCAGCUGGGAGAAAAGGCUGAGCGAGCCGAACAGCGCAUGCUACGGCGACUGUUGAGGCGCGUCGCAGAAUCAGCCGCUGAAGUACAUACGCCAAAUAGUAGUGCCAACUCACAUGGUGAAGCCCACUCCAAAGGCCCGGAACAAGCAAAAGUGGCCCUAUUGCAACGUCUCGCCGGUCGGCCAGAUGUGCAAAGAGCGAAAGAAGACGCGCAAUUGUUUGACGCUCCACCGGGCAAGCUGGAGUCGAAGAACAACGACAGUGCGCUACUACAUGAAAGUGCUGGUCUGGAGUUCGAUGAUCUUGCUCGGGAUUAUUUAGACAGUGUGAAUCUGUAUGCGCCCAGUGAUGGACAAAAUGAACCCCUUGAUCUACACUCACCUUCUUUUUGCGCCCUACCCGUCUUGGCCCAACUCAGAGUGAUCCAGUUAGCUCGGGAACAGCUGGAGUCCGGAUUCCGUAAAAAUUGUCAGCAACAGUUAGAACUUGAGAGAGACAAUGAGGUAUUUUCCGCCAACCAAGUGCAUCGGCUGCUCCUUCGACGCCGUUUGGCUGAGCGGCAUGAGGAACUUUCAGUUCAGAUCGCCAAAGCAGAAGCGGCACAUCAACUCGCGCAGUUGAAUAACCCUCAUUUAUUGGACGCUCUCCGCCCUUGUUUGAAAACCAAGAAGAAAGAUUCUGAGACAGUAACGAGCGCGCUCAGAAUCCAAUCACGUGAUACAGGCCACGCCAUCUUAAUCAAGAAACCAUCACCGCAAAACCGGUUCGCUCUGAAUCGGCUUAUUGAAAGAGACAAACUGGAUCUCAACGCACAGGAUGUAGCUACCGACAAAGAACAUUUGAAUGAUGUUCUUCAGCAAAAUGAUGACUUAAAGGACGAGGUGCAAUCGACGAGCUGCAUAUCUGUCGAACCCCUUGUUGAACACGAAGUGAAACCUGAGUCUGUCCCAAGCUCAAGCUCCACAGAGCUUAUGUCAAAUGAAGAUACCUACACCGAGCAUUUCUCAGCUGUGUCUUCCGAAUCGACCUCUUCAGAUGAAGCGUCGCACUCGUCUUUUCAAAUUGCGCAUACUCAGCUGACUGACUUGAGCUGCCUUCCAGCUACUCCCAACCUCUUUGACAAUGCUGACGUUGGGACCACCGGCGAUUCCAUUCCUACCCCUGAAACACUUGUUCCUUGCGCAAACGAUUCCGUUCCACGCACCACGCGGCCGAAUCCAAAAGCUUUCUCAUCGGUUACUUCGUGCAACACUUCUCUUCAAAUUAAAAAUAGCAAGCUCUUGACGAACGAGGACGAUGAAGUCGAAGAGGAUUUUAUCGAAGUCUCAGAGCCACCUAUCGCUACUCCAUCCUCUGAUGAAGCAAGUAACGAGCGAACCGUGUCGAGCGAUGAAGAGAGCCAAUCCAUCUCUACAGAGCGUGAUAUCACUGCAGGUUUCACUUUAACUCAAAAUUGGAUCGAAGACGCCGACGAAUUCCGUCUGGACGACGAGGUGCUACGUGAACAAGCGGACAGGUUCGCCCGUCAGGCCCAAACGACCACAACACGGUGCAUAGAGGAGGCGCAACAAUUGCUUCGCUUGUUUGGAGUUCCCUUCCUCAUCGGCCCGGAAGAAGCGGAAGCCCAGUGUGCCAGUCUGCAGCGCUCCGAUCGUGUAGACUUUGUGGCUACCGAUGACUCGGAUGUGUGGCCGUUUGGUGCUCAGAUCGUGUGCCGUCACCUGUUCGGUGAUUCUGGGUCCAAUAAAUCGAAAACAAAAAAUGGGAAGAAUUUCCUCCGUUUUCCUUCAUUAUAUCUCCUAGAGGAUGUGCAGCAGCGUGUCGGACUUAACGUGCCUAACUUUCUCCGAUUGGCUCUACUGUGUGGCAGUGACUACACUCUCGGUGUGCAAAACGUUGGCCCCGUCACCGCAAUUGAAAUCCUCAGUGAAUUUGACCCACAAGAAAAUGCCUGUUCCUCCGACUGGCACUCCUGGUUAAACGGGUCCGACGCAUCAGAUGAUCUGGUUGUCCAAGUGAUUGAGCCACUGCACCGCUUUGUUGCCUGGUGGAAAGUGGCGACUGCGUCCGGAGACCCGAAGACGUCUACUGCGAGUCCCUUGAAAAAGAAAUGGCUCAAAUUGUCGCUUCCUCCUGGAUUUCCCGAUUCCCGCAUCGUCGAGGCCUAUCUCCGCCCAAAUGUGAUGACUCACACUGAUCCAUUCGUUUGGAGAGCACCAGACGUCGAAUCGCUCGUCAGAUAUCCUUUUCAAGUGCACUCUUCACUGUUGGCCUCAUGUUUUCUCCAGUGCUUUUUGUAG
This is a messenger RNA of Dicrocoelium dendriticum, 2577 nucleotides long. NCBI's taxonomy places the organism in Eukaryota, Metazoa, Platyhelminthes, Trematoda, Plagiorchiida, Dicrocoeliidae. The record is from the annotation of a GenBank genome assembly.